This is a messenger RNA of Cydia pomonella (codling moth), 4468 nucleotides long. RefSeq names its product phenoloxidase-activating enzyme-like. Lineage: Eukaryota; Metazoa; Arthropoda; Insecta; Lepidoptera; Tortricidae. The transcript has 6 exons. The coding region runs from base 183 to 1364 and encodes 393 amino acids. Gene Ontology annotation, molecular function: serine-type endopeptidase activity. The record is from RefSeq and is a predicted model, not a curated record. Gene Ontology annotation, biological process: proteolysis.
UGAUAACAGUCCUUACUACAUUAUUUUAAGGUAUUUAUAUUAUUUUGAUACGAUCAGCUACUCCGCUAAUGUGUACCAUAGUAUAAAAACAAGUGUGGACGGUUUAGCCAUUUAAAUGGUCAAGAACCGGCCGGACCUGUGUCGAGACGGUCACGUUUUCCUCAACGGUGUGAUUCCCCGCAAUGAAGUGCUAUUAUUUUGGUUUUUGUGUUGCUCUCAGCUUCGGAUUUAUUAAUGGACAGAAUCAAUGUCGAACACCGAAAGGUGGAGCCGGGACGUGCGUGCUGUUAGACAAAUGCCAGCCGCUGAAAGACAUCGACCAGAACAACGCAAAAACUGAAGAGGAUCUGCUCUUCUUGAGGCAAGCAUCCUGCGGACUUAGCUAUAAUUUUAAACCAAAGGUGUGUUGCCCUCCACAAUUAGAAUGGUCGUCGUUUUCGCGGCCAGCGCCCAUAGAAUUCCCCCACCGCAAGCCUAUUCGGCCAACCUCUGACAAGGGCGAUGACGUCUCGGACGCCGACAGGGAAUACGCCGAGUCUUCUGAUUGUCCGUCCACUCUGCAGGCACCGGCGCCGGAGACCGGCUGCUGCGGUAUUGAAACCAUCGGCGGCGAUAGGAUUGUUGGCGGUGAUAUAGCAACAGUUGAGCAGUACCCGUGGUUAGUUCUUCUUGAAUAUGCGGGUGGUUACACAUCGUGCGGAGGCAGUCUUAUAAGCUCCAGAUAUGUUCUCACGGCAGCACAUUGCGUUGGGGCCACAAGAUAUGGAGAAGCAAAGCGAGUCCGACUCGGCGAAUACAACACGACUUCCUUUCCCACUGACACAGUUGAAGUCUACGGUGGUGGUUUUGAAAUCCUAGAAGUGAUCCUCAUCAGCAUCGAACGUCAGAUAGCACACCCUGAAUAUAAGGGUCGGUUUCAAGGCGGACCGCAUGAUAUUGGUCUCGUGAAAUUAAGCAAAAACGCACCUUAUACAGACUUCAUCCGUCCAAUUUGCCUACCCUCUAAGGACCCAACCGAAAAAGCUAGCGAGAGCCUCCGUUUCCUGACUGCCGGUUGGGGAUCCAACGGGACCGUCUUCUCCGACGUCAAACAGCACAUCUCGCUCCCUUACGUUCCACCAAACAUCUGCCAGAUUCCAUACAAGCUUAGGCUUAACGAUAAUCAACUCUGUGCCGGUGGUGAGGAAGGUCGAGACUCGUGUAAAGGGGAUUCUGGAGGACCUUUAAUGAUCCAAUAUGGAGACACCUUCGAGCUAGUCGGCGUGGUCAGUUACGGUCAUAAUAAUUGCGGAACUAAAGAUGUUCCAGGUGUUUACACACAUGUAUAUAGAUAUUUGGAUUGGAUUAAGAAAGAAAUGAUUUAAAUAUCCUUAGAGAUAUUAAAUAAGUACUUAAGUAAAAGGCCGUGGCAGGAUAAGGAACUAAGCUAUUAAGGCACAAGCUUAAUAGCUUGUACCACGGUAUUUGCUGAAUAAUUUUAAUUUAGACGAGUAUUUUGACACGUAAAUAAAGUUAAGCGCAGCGAAUACAUACGCUUUACAUAUGUCAUUGUUAUUUCGAUCAGCUCUAUUUUCCAUGCUAGCAAUUUUAUUUUAAGCUUUGAUGUCUCUUUAAUAAAUUACUACUUAAAUAAAAAACAGGUCAAAUGCGAGUCCAUUUAACUCGCGCACCGAGGGUUCCGUAUAAACUUUCAAUUAUCUGUAAUUCAUCUCAUGUAAAAUAAACACGAAAGGCUUUUGACUUUUUAAAAGUUUACUAAGCAUAAUUGUGAACAGAGCCAUAUACCUAUCGGUAAAUUGGCUAGCUAAUAUGAGCGACCUGUGUUUAAUGUUACUGAUUUAAAAAAAAAAAUAUUUGAAAGAAGAUGAUUUUAAUGUAAUCUCCUAGAAAUUUCAAGUACUUAUAAUAAAUACGCUGAAUGGAGGUUAAAUUGCAAAUCAAAUUAGAAAAUGAGGACUAUACUAUAUAUGACCUUUGAAAAAUUGCCCCCUCUUUAUAUUGGGCAUUUUCCAUAGUUAAGAAAAUAAAAAAUACACUUUCAAUGUGCCUGUGUGAGUUUUUCUAUUUCAAAUCGAUAACUUAAGCAGUUCUCGAGAUAUUUAGCAAUGUGACAAACAGACGGACGGACCGAGACGCACCACAAGGGUUCCUUUUGUACCUUUUUAGUACGGAACCCUAAAAAAUAGCUAAGUGUAAGUACUCACCUCGUGCAUUCGUCGCUGCAUCUGCGAUUUUCUGAAACGCGUCCAGAAAUGCAGAUAUUGCAACCAACGCAGAUCUGUAAAUAAAUUCACGAAUUAAAGAUGUGUAUUUUAUUUCACCGUUCACACAGUAUGAAAAGCUAAUGUAAUUUUUUCUAGAUAAAACUUUAUUUCCAGAAAUCAAAUGCAUAUAAAUAAACAGGGCAGUAUAGUAGUAUAUUUUAUGCAGUGCUUUAGCAGUCAAAAUAAAUGAAUCAACAGAACUUUAAUAACAUUACAAAAUUAUUUAAGUAAGUGGGUAAGCAAAUAUUCUUUAUGGUGCUAGCUACUUUGCCGCUCUAGUGCGGGAAUAAGCACUUUCCGUGCCAAUGUCGAACGUUGUACAAUACACGUGCGAAUAGGUAAUUCGCAACUCGUGUCGAUUUAAAACUCCCUUCGGUCGUGUUUUAAUUUAUCACCACUCGUUUCCUACUUUCCGCACUUGUAUCGUAAUAGUACAUUACGCUAAACGCAAAUGUGCAAAUUUUCGCACUAGUGUAGUAGUACCUAGCACCAUAUUUAUGUACUGUAAAUAACUAUUAUUGAGCAUCAUACAGUUAAAAAUACACAGACAGGGAAAUACAGUUAUGGUGCAGUAAGUUGGUGCUCUUCUCUCACUGAGCGUAAGCGUGAGCGAGAUAGUAAUUGGGUGAAUCAACUUUUUUUGUUUUGUUAUCCUGUCCCGUUGUCCAAGGGACAACAGUGGCACCGUUUGUUUGAAGAGACGUUGUAUGCCGUUCUAUUAACAUGCUUAGUAGGGGGCUCAUUAUGGACAUUGGUUAUAACGACCACAAAAACGCAAGUUUAAUACAUUUAAGUACCAUAAAAUCAGUAUUUCAAUGAACUUUUGUCCCCUGGACAACUAAUCGUAACCAUGGCAACGAGUGACGCUAAAAAGUUGAUUCUCCCAAUUGCGUGCUCGGGAGGAUUAUAUUUAAUUGUAUUCAUGUAUUUAAUUGUAAUUUUUUUGUACAUUGAAAGAAAUGAAAAAGUAGCCGAUUUUUAGAAGCAACUUGCAUAUUUUUGGGUUUAGUGCAUAAUUUGUUACAAUUUUUUUAAGUGCAUAUUAGACCUACGUUUGAGAUUUAUUUCUAUCGAGCGAAAGUCAAAACCUCGGGAUUCGAAUCGAUACAAGCCCUCGACAAAGGCCUCACGAUUGCUAAUUAAAUACAUGACAGCCGUAUUGUGAUCAAAAAAAGCGCUACGACUUUUUUUAAAUCCAUUUUCUGAACCUACUGCACCUAAAGAAACAAGGUAACAACAAGGUCUUCGCAUCGUGUUUGCAUCGUGCAUACUUUGACAGUGAUUAUAAACUCUUACAUUCUAAAAAAUUAUUCGACUUAUAUUUUUUUUUGUGAAAUCUCUACAGUCUACGCGAUAAUCUAGAGGCUUGGAAUACGUUCUGAAAGCUUUUAACGUCGCUUUUGAUUGGAACGAUAACGCUAUCAUUAGAUACGGUACCUUUAAGAAAUUAUCUAAUCUAAGGUGUAAGCGAUAUCCGUUAUAUAGUUAUAAAUGCAAUGCUGAGAAGUCAGGAAUCUAGUAGAAUUUACUGAGCAGUCUUCUUUAUAACUCCAAUGGAUGCUUGGAGCUAUACCAGGACCGGUCAAGCCAUUCAAACAAUUUAGCUCAACGUAAACAAUGGCGUAUAACUCCCCCAGUCUCUCCGAUUUGCUGGUCCGAUUACUCCUCAUUCACUAUAACUACAUGGAACGGAAGUAAUUCUUGCCGCCAUCUCAGUUUUUUUGGAACGUGAUGUUUCGUAACAUGGACUGAGAUUAUUGCCCUUGAACGUAUUGCAGUCAUGUUUGUUAUAUUGUGUAACGCCUAAUUUAAUUCUUUUACCAUAAUAUAACAUUUACAUUUAAAUCGUAUUGUCAUCUCCUUGCAUGUUUUCUCUCUCUUCUUGAAAUAUGUUAAUGUUAUGUUAUUCCGCUACUUUUCUGUCGCAAAGUCCAAAUUAAUUUAUUUAGGUAUUUGUCAAAAUUCCCUUCUAUUCUCAUAAUAUUUGUAAAAUUUUACUUAUUAAUAGCUUACGUCUAAAUGUCUUACUGUACCUAUAUUGUUUGUCCUAAGAUACUGGAAUAAGCUGUGAUCACCUAUACGUAUAAUUGGACAAACAUCUACCCUUACAGAUCAUUUUUUCAUGAUGUAUUGUUAAUUUUCAUGAUGUUUUUUCAUGAUGUGUUAGUGAAUGGUGAUCCUCAAUAAAAAAAUAAAUAAAGAAA